AUGCGGGUGCUCGCCAGCAAGCCCAACCUUCCCAGGCACCCCAAGCUGGACACUAGCGCGCAGUGGAUCUCCCAGUGGAUGUUCGAGGCGCGCAGGGCCGCCUCGCUGAGCACCGCGCGCUCCCGCCUCGACGGGCUGCGCAGCCCGCGCGGGCCCAGUUCCAGGCUGCCGCCCAACGCCGACGGGGACAUGGCCGACCUGCGGCGGACUCACACGUGCAAGGCGCUGGCUCUCAUCGGCAGCGUCUUCGACGCCCUCGACGCGCCGUCGGCAGGGUGCCUCGCGGAGAUCGUCGGCGCCACCCCCCAGAAGCACAUCGAGCACGCCGUGGGGCUGGCGAGGCAGCGCUUUGGAAACUGGAUCGACCAGCAGGACGCGCUGUGCGGCAAGGGGUUGCAUGCCCUCACGCGCGAGCCCAUGCCCCGGCACCUUCGCCCGCUGGCCGCUGACGCGCCCGACGGUGAGGGCGGGCCGCCGCUGCCAGUCCCUGCCGACCAGCAGACCUGCGCCGAGCUGCUCGUCAAGGGGCGGCUCUUGGGCCCAGGGCGCUGCCGCCAUGUCGCAGCAGGGAUUUUCAAGCAGGGGGUCGAGGCCAGCUUUGCCUACGGCGUCUGCUGCACGGGGCCCGGCGACUCCGACCUCGACGCCGCGCGCGCGAUGGCGUUCAGAUCAGUCGAGAUCAGGCCCUCGGGCAAAAGUCGCACCGCCGCCCUCGCCACCAGCAGCAUGGGCGACGAUCCCGUUUUCAAGGCGACGCGCGACCCAGUGCGCACGCUGCGCAGGGCAGUCUGGGAGCGGUGGCUCCCCAGACAGGCCCUGGACAAGGCCUUCGCGGCGGCCCUGGCAGCGUCGGGCAGCUGGGCCCACUGCUGCG
Messenger RNA from Prorocentrum cordatum, 874 nucleotides. The record is from the annotation of a GenBank genome assembly. Lineage: Eukaryota; Dinophyceae; Prorocentrales; Prorocentraceae.